Molecule: messenger RNA, 816 nt
Organism: Letharia lupina
Lineage: Eukaryota; Fungi; Ascomycota; Lecanoromycetes; Lecanorales; Parmeliaceae
Exons: 2
Coding region: 1-816 (271 amino acids)
Biological process (GO): triglyceride catabolic process; phosphatidic acid biosynthetic process
Cellular component (GO): lipid droplet; endoplasmic reticulum
Molecular function (GO): acylglycerone-phosphate reductase (NADP+) activity; triacylglycerol lipase activity
Source: RefSeq, a predicted model, not a curated record
AUGGCAACUGUACUGAAGAAGACGAUCUUGAUCACGGGCUGCAGCACCGGCGGCAUCGGCUGGGCCAUGGCCAAGAACUUUCACCAGCGAGGGUUUUAUGUCUUCGCUGUAGCGCGGAAUCCCUCCAAGACCGCCGACCUCGCCGAGCUGAGCGACAUCGAGAUCCUCGAGCUAGACGUGACCGUCCCAAAGACCAUCGCGCACUGCAAGGAGAUAGUCGCGAAACGCACGGGCGGGCGCCUCGACGUCCUGGUGAACAACGCCGGCGUCGAAUUCAACAGUCCACUGCUGGACACCGACGUCGCCGAGGCGAAGAGGCUGUACGACGUCAACGUCUGGGGCCCUCUCGCCAUGGUCCAGGCGUUUGCGCCCCUGCUUAUCGAGGCCAAGGGAGUUGUCUUCAACCAGAGCUCCAUCGACGGGGCUCUGAACAUGGUGUGGGCGGCGCGCAUGUCGGAAACCCUACGGGUCGAGCUCGAGCCGCUGGGCGUGCGCGUCGUGACGUCCAUGUGCGGGUCCGCCGACACGCCCAUGUUUGGUAAGCCCGGUGGUCCCAUGGACCUGCCCGAGACGUCGUACUACCACGGCGUCCAGGACGCGGCGUGGAAGGAGCGGAUGGACCACCAGCGCCAGGCUACGAACGUCGAUGUGCUCGCCGAAAAGCUGGUUAAGGAUAUUCUCGGCGGGGCUAGGGGCGUCAUCUGGCACGGGGCGUUUGCUCCGUCGGUGCGGUGGGCGAGCUGGCUGAACGUUACGUGGUUGCUGGAUAGAUUAAUCAACUCGGCACGGGGCUUAAGUCAGGUUAAACGAUUCUAG